CUUCCACAACAAAGCAGUUUGUCUUUCACAAGACAGUGAACAACUUUAAAAAUGUUUCUAUUGACUGUAUUGGCAUGCGUUACUCUUUCCCAGGCUAGUCAACUCCUUUACAAUGCUUACCCUUAUGCUCGGCCUUACCAAGCUGGAUACUACGUCAGGGAGCCUCAUCGCCAUGAGCAUGUUGAAGUAGCUCGAGAUCACGGAGGUGCAGUUGCAGGUCGAUACGGUUACCUCGACGCCAGUGGAAUUGGACGACAAGUCCAUUACGUCGCUGACCACGCCGGACUUAGGGCUAAUGUACACACCAAUGAACCAGCAAUCGUCCGCAACGCACCACUCGCCGCUGGUGUUGUCUCUGACGGUCUUCUCGCCAGUGGUGUAGCUGCUACAGUUCCUUCCUAUAAUCCAGUCCUCGGUUACGAUUAUGGAUUGAAUCCAUAUGGUUUGGCAUACAACAGAUUGGGUCUUGGAUAUGGCUAUGGAAGUGCUUUGGGAUACACUGGUCUUUUGGGCAGUUACCCAAGUCUCUAUGCUUAAGUUCUUUAAUUCAUAAUAUGUAUGAAUAUGCAUUCCUCAAUUGGAAAUUUGAUGACUGAUUAUUUGAAUUUCUGAAUCUCAUUUUUGUUUAUCUUUGGAUUCUCAUAAUUUUUUUCUCUUAUAUAUAUAUAAACUUUCUUGACAAUCUUAAAACAAUAAACACUUUAUUUUCUUUUAA
Molecule: messenger RNA, 715 nt
Organism: Argiope bruennichi
Lineage: Eukaryota; Metazoa; Arthropoda; Arachnida; Araneae; Araneidae
Product: adult-specific rigid cuticular protein 15.7-like
Exons: 3
Coding region: 52-537 (161 amino acids)
Source: RefSeq, a predicted model, not a curated record